AGCCUCGCGCGCCCCGCCGCCUGUCGCCCACAACAGCCCGCAUCAUCAUCAUCAUCAUCACCACCAUCAUCAUCCUCAUCAUCAGCAGCAGCAGCAUCAGUGUGAUGAAGCAGCGGAGGACGGAGACCUUGCUGCUCUGAGACACUGGAUCAGCCCACAGACAGGAUGACUGAGGUGAUGAACUCUCUGGAGCCGGCUACGGAGGACUUCGGCGGGGGUGGAGCUGCAGCAGAUCAGGACACUAUCAGGUAUCCAAAGCUGUCAAAGAGGCUUCCCUCCAUCGUGGUGGAGCCGACGGAGACGGCCGAGGUGGAGAGCGGCGAGCUCCGCUGGCCACCGGACGAACCGAGCUCUCCGGACGCCAAAAGUGGGAGACAGGGUGCAGAGGGGCAAACUGCAGAUGAAGAAGCGUUGAAUGCUGACGUGGGCGAGGAGGCUUCAGGGGCGGAGAUGCAGGACGCCAACUGAACACACUCUCCUCACGUUUAAUCCACUGUUACUGUGAGUGUUUCCAGACUUGGAUGAAUGAAAAAGUGUCUGACAGAAGAGCACAUUACAUUAAAGAUAGAGAGAUCAUGGAGGAGAAGGUAGACAAAACAGAGUCCCAAACCCCGGACUGUGGGCUUGGAGCCAGAGUCGUGUUUUUGGAUAAAUUAACAGAAGGUGUUUUUUUAUUUCAUGAAAGAGUUUGUUCUGUAAAGAUCGAAGGGACCAAGCUGCCAUUAUGACACUUUUCCAGUCUUCUUGAGCUGCCUGGAAAUAAACUCUAGUUCCUGGCAGCAGACAUGCUUUUACUGCCACAAUUUAAAGUGCACAGCCGUUAGACAGACGCUACUAUGACUGUUGUCACAUUUCCAGCUUUGUGAUUUUGUUCUUUUUUUUAAUUUGCUAAAUCAAAUUUCCCUUUCUCUCUGGCUCCAAGCCUUGGCCGUCCAGAUGUUCCAUGAUAUCGUUUCAGAUCUGGACUGAUGUUUCUAAAUGCUGUCUUAAGUAUUUAGCUCAUGUGUGCCAUAUUACUACUACUUCUGAUGGUAGCUACUGUAUUUUGUGCACAGUUUUUACAUUAACUCUAGAUGUAAAUAACAUCACUGUCUGUUAAGUGGUGGCUGCUGUAGUUUGGUGAUUUUGGUUCACUUUGUAACAAUAGCUACGAUGUUUUGAAGAGAAGUAUUUGACUAAAGAAGCCUUCAUCACUUUAUUGAUGUUAUUAUUAUAAAACAUUCUUUAAUAUAUUGUCUUUCUACAGUAGGUGUUAAAGGGAAUGUAAUCGUGCUGUUUUUCUUCAGAUAUUUAAGCAAUAUGUUCACAGGGUUUUAAAGGCAGUCCAUUUUGUUACAGAAGUAAUAAUAAUCAGUAUAUUUUAGAUGUGUGUCGCUUGUCACAGACAUGAUAUUUUUUAAAAUACUG
Cheilinus undulatus (humphead wrasse) is the source of this 1407-nucleotide messenger RNA. RefSeq lists its product as uncharacterized. The transcript has 4 exons. Bases 166 to 468 code for a protein of 100 amino acids. NCBI's taxonomy places the organism in Eukaryota, Metazoa, Chordata, Actinopteri, Labriformes, Labridae. The record is from RefSeq and is a predicted model, not a curated record.